UUUAUUUAUUUAUUAUUUGUCUCGUGUAGGAUUUGUUCUUGAGUCCAUCGUUUCGUUGUUGAACGUGUGUUUUUAAGGAGAUUUUAUACGAAUUAAGAACUUCCGAACAUGUUUUUCUGCCUCGGUUAAGUUAUCUUUUCUCAAUAUAAGUGUUAAUUCAGACGAGUGUAUUUAUGUUUAUCUUAUUAUUUGCCUUCGUGACUAUAGAAACAAAGCGAAACAGAUGUGAUCUUGCGAAUAUUUUAAGGGCAAUUUCAUUCUUUUUUACGCUUUUUUAAAAAAAUUGUCGUUUGUAAUGAGUGUUGUGUAUUCUUUGUUUCCAUAAAAAGAAAUGCAUUAGGGUAGUGUUCAUUACUUGUACUCACGUUUAUUCUGUUUAUCCAAAAGUUAGCCAGACUUACUGUAUAAUGUGAUAUAAGUUAUAAAGUACAAGAGAUAUAAAUGAGUAUAAUUUAUAGUCACGUAUUUAUCGUUCAAUUUUUAUACCCUCAUCUAGUGAAGAAAUUUAUCGUCUUUAAAGGAACUAAACCCGAAUGUUCGUAACAGUGUUCAAAAAAUCCCGUGGAAACUGUGUUAAUGCGUCGUUAAGUAAACUGAAUAAAGGUGAUGACUUUAUCGUCCGAUGAUUCAUGAGCGCUCUUCACCGGAUGAUGAAUUUCACACAUCAGUCAGAAUGGCGUUGGUUCACGAUUGAGAGGACUCGAAGAGAAUUUGAUUUCCGACCUGAAGUUCGCAUGAAUCGUGAAGCUGUGCGAGUGUAAUGUCGCCCUUAGAACACAUAACGCAGGAACACAGUCAGAUGUUUCUUCAGCAUGGCACCAUGUGAAGACGCUCAGACAUCGACAUUGCCAGAAGGGAAGGGCUUACGUCUUCAGCUACGUAAAUCGCCCGAAACAAGAACGUACAGCGAUACAGGGGGCGAAGGGGGCGAAGGGAGAAGACACGUCAGCUUUCAUGUGGCUGUUUUUUGUGUAACUUUUCUGAAAAGCUUAGUUCUCGUUCAAGAGCGGCGUCUUGCGUCAAGCCCUAUUAUCGAUACUUUGUGGGCAACUUCGCGUGUGAGAUACAUUGUAAGAAGACUGAGUUUUGUCGGAAGUCGGUUCUCUGAUUGUUCUCAGAAAGCGAGGUCUCCGUUCAUGAACAAAAGUAAAAUCGAGAGAGAGUUUAUCUGUGCUAAUCUCUUGUCACUUGUGGUUUUUGUAAGGUCGUAUUUACUUUCAAGCUUUUCCAAAGGCACUCUGCUAAUUCUGAUAUUUUUCAGAAGAGCGAAUAUCUGCAAGGAAACGGUACCUGUUAUAAACGCCAACUUGCAUGCCUUCCCAAUUUUGGAGCGUGCCCUGUUUAUGUUGCGUCAACAUUUAAAAGUUCUUAAGCGACUUCACUUUUCCUCCGUACUGUUUGCAAACAGCCUUUCAUUUUGGUUUAUGUGUUCUUCGGUAGAAGUUCAGGAACAUUUUGGUUCUAGUGCUACGAAUAAAAACCCGAUAAACUGCUUUGAAGUAGUAAGUACUAGAAAAACAUCGCAAGGAAACAAAGUAAGAGAUUUGUGGGUAGAUUUUUUUUAUUUUUGUUCUCUUUGGUUAACUUCAGUUACCGACGGUGGCUCCACAAAGCGGCGGAUAUGCGAAACAUGUUGGAACAGCCCUCGUGUCGUACGUGAAGAUUUGUCUUCAGCCAGCGAAUGUGAUGUUUCUUGCGAAAAGUGCAACUGCGAUAAUAUUAAAGACGGUAGACGCAAUUCCUACAAUACAAGGCAGUCGAUUGGUUCGUCGCUCUUUUACCUGCUUUCAUCAUGGAGAGAAAAAGGUCAUCGCGAAGGUAUGGUUCCGGACGUUACCGCAGAAAGUCGUGGGGGCAGAAGUGUAAGGACUAUUUCCGCGAGUUUAUUGCCUUCAUGUUUAGUAAUGUUGGUAUCAUUGGCCUCGUCGUCGGUUACACUAUUGCAGGAGCAUUUGUGUUCAGCGCCAUCGAGGGAGGUGACACUCCUUCUGCAGGCGCCAGAGUGCGUCAGCUACGGAAUGACACGGCGCUCAGACUCUGGGACCUUUCUUGCUGCGGCCUGAACGUCUUCUCUGAGGAAACCUGGAGGCAAAGUGUAUCGAAGGAGCUAGAAGCAUACCAGCAGCACAUCGUCUCUUUUAUCCAGGAUGGAUACGAUAUAACGGGCAGCGGGAAUCGAAGUCGGACCUUGUCAUUUUCCGGAUGGUUCCUCUACUCUCUCACUGUCAUCACCACCAUUGGUUAUGGCAACAUCGCUCCUCAAACGGAGAUCGGGAAGGUUGUGACGAUCAUCUACGCCAUUAUCGGGAUGCCCCUAUUUCUGCUGUACCUCUCCAACAUCGGCGACAUCCUUGCCAAGAGCUUCAAGUGGACGUACGCCAAGUGUUGCUUGUGCUACGGGUGCUGUGACGGAGCGUCGCGACGCCGUGCUUUACGCCGUCACCAGUUGGCGCUUCAGCAGCCGGCGUCAGUUGGCGCUUUCAUCGGAGAUGACUGGAGGGUGCAGUACGUAGUCGACACUGAGGACGAAGCUGGCGGGGACGUGGCGGUACGCAUCGAGCGCUGUGCUGACGGGGAUCAGGGCGACGAGAGCAGCAGUAGCGGAGACGACGAGCGGUACGACCCGCAGACAGUGACCGUCCCCGUCACACUGUGUCUCGCGAUCAUGGUGGGGUACAUUUGCUUCGGCGCGGUCCUGUUCUCCGAAUGGGAGGGAUGGAACUUCCUGGACAGCUCGUACUUCUGCUUCAUAAGCCUCAGCACGAUUGGGUUCGGAGACAUCGUUCCUGGCAAGCGAGUGAUCAGCAGCCAAGAAAUUCAGCUGAGUUUCAUCUUCUGUUCCGUGUACUUGAUGCUCGGCAUGGCUCUCAUCGCCAUGUGCUUCAACCUGAUGCAAGAGGAGGUGGUCCACAAGACGAGGACCUGCAUGCAGGCCCUGAGGUCCAUGUUCAGUUGUAAGCGGCGAGCCCAGAGGAAUUUCCAGGACGAGGACUUCGAACUGCCCGCCGACUGACGCAGCCUCUGUGUGGUGUUGCUGGAGCGUCGUCCAACAGUUUCACGACAGAGUGUCCGCUCUGGGGAUGUCUUCAUGCCGUCGAAGAGAGUUGACGUUUAGGGACUUUCGUCAUAGCAAUUUUUUUUCUGAUUUGUUCAGUUAAUCUGAUUUUGUUAAAUAACUUAAUAAGUCGAAACUUUACGUAGUAUGAAGGCCAACAUAGAUGUUAUGCAAAAAAAUGAGUCGAUAUGAUAAACUAAAGACCUUGCAAAAUUAAAUGAAUUUAAAUGAAAAGUCAUUUUUUUCCUGGUUCAUAGCAAUUUACAACAGGAUAAUUCCCUGGUUUUUGAAAAUUAAAUCCUCCUGAAUAACAGGCCAAUGUUUUUAUUAAUAAAUUUUUUUCUCAAAGAAAGCAUAACUCAUUUCCAUUACACAGAUCAUUUUGUUAAUUCUGUUUACGUAAAUAAUCGCAAUUCGUUCUUCAAAUCAUACGGGACCGGUAAUGCCAUCUGCAGGUGGAAUUCAGAGUUAUCGAACAUCGAAGUAAAUACAAGCUUCAAAGAAUUAACAUGGCCUCAGGCCAUGAGAUAAGAUUCAUAGCCUCCAACCCUUCAUCCCUACUGUAUCACUACAGAAUUAAUACAGAGGGUGGUUUUGAUUUCCACCCCGCUUUUAUUACAACCCUCAUCAUACCCCUAAUGUAAAGUUUUCCUUUCUGGGUAACGUUAGGUUAGGUUUUCAUAAGCACUUGUAGCAUUAUGAAUUAUUGCUUUGUAACUGUUGCCGACAAACAAACAAACAAACAAACAAAGCAGUGUUAUUUGCACCAUUUUCCCCUCCUCAGUUCCCCUCAGUUCCCACCCCCGCCCCCAUUUCACCUGUAUCCGCCCCUGCCGUUGUAAUUUGCACCGGAGAGAGAUAUCAUUAUUAAUGACAUAAUGCGAGCAGUCUUCUCGGGGUUCUGUCUGCUCGAUAUUUUCGGGGGGUAAGUCAGCGAAAGUGGGCCGUAUCUUCAAGCUCCUCAAAUGUCAAAUCAUCCACAGACGAAUGACAGCCAUCUCAUUAUAUAAACAUCGUAUUUUUAUGAACUUAAUUUACAGAUUUUCAAACGUUCUAAUAUUGAAUUAUCCUCACUCCUUACGUAGUCAGUCGCCUCCCUUCGUGUCUACGAAGGGCCCGUUCACGUGCGUAACCCGAAACUGACGAGCUGUGUUUACACCGUGGCGAGAUGCAAAUCGCUUAAAUGGAAGGUAUUUAUUUCGUGUGGCGAUAUUCACAAAGCACAGAAGGUUUCUUAAGUGGCUGUAAAGAAAUGAGUAGGAUUUGAGAUUUUCACGGCUGUGAGUCCGAAGAUGGCUGUCUCAUCGCCCUGAUGAUGGAAGCAGAAAGAACCUCCGAAACGUUGGUAAACUUCUAUCAGACUACGCGGCCAUCUUCAUAAAGGAAUUGGUCUCAGUGUCACGAUGCGAUAUCUUAGCGUGUCCUAUCAAAUAUGAACGGGAAUCGGAAAGGAAUUCAUUUUAUUUCAGUGACAUCAAAUGAUAUUGGUUUGUUUGUUUUUAUGUUUGUUUGUUGUUACUUUUUGUCCAUGUAUUAUUCACGUGCUGACCUGUAAUUGACCGCUUGUCUGUUGAUUCAACACGCGAGUAAAUAAACAUUUGAAUUGAAUUAAUGUUGAAACGUUUUAGAACGGAAUUAAGGUGACCAAAUAUUGGAACUCGCCCGAUUUAUGUUCGAGAAUUCGGCCUGAAAUUUUUUUGUCUUCCCGUAUUGUACCAAAAGACUUCGGGGUCAAAAUGGGCCCCAUUAUUUUUAUUUCUCGUUUUUCAUAAGGAAUCAUUUACAACUGCGUUGUACUCUUAGCAGGGGGUAGACGUCUAAUUGUAAUGUAUUGGACUGUUACUUCUCAUCCUCCACGCCCACUGACAUCUAGGUAAAAUGAAAUUCCCUCUCUCUCUCUCUUGACAAUAAUUUUGUUAUUAAUUUCUCGGUG
Molecule: messenger RNA, 4988 nt
Organism: Zootermopsis nevadensis
Lineage: Eukaryota; Metazoa; Arthropoda; Insecta; Blattodea; Termopsidae
Gene: sand
Product: potassium two pore domain channel sandman
Biological process (GO): stabilization of membrane potential; potassium ion transmembrane transport
Cellular component (GO): plasma membrane
Molecular function (GO): potassium ion leak channel activity; outward rectifier potassium channel activity
Source: RefSeq, a predicted model, not a curated record